CAGCCGGCGGACUGCUACACGCCGUUGUCCGGAUUGAUGCCUUGCGCGGACUUCCUCACCAGCACCAGCGUGUCGGCGCCUCCAAGCGCGUGUUGUGACGGACUCAAGUCGGUCGUAAGCGAUGCGCCGAUCUGCAUCUGCCACUUCAUUAACGGCGACUUCAGCAAGCUUCUGCCGGCGCCCAUGAGACGCCUGCGCAUGAUGCAACUCCCGCGCAUGUGUGGCGUCGCCUUACCACGUGACACACUUCGCAAGUGCAUCAGGGGACCUGUGCCGCCCAUGAACCCUCCAUCGUCGACUCCACCAGCGAUACCAGUGGCAACGCCGCCAGAAUCACCGAUGACUCCUCCACCAACACCAGUGGCAAUGCCGCCGAAAUCAGCAUCGACUCCACCGACAACAGUGGUAACACCACCCGAAUCACCAUUGACUCCUCCAACACCAGUGCCAAUGCCGCCAGAAUCACCAUCGACUCCUCCACCGACACCAAUAGCAACGCCACCGGAAUCACCAUCGACUCCACCCGCACCAGUGGCAAUGCCGCCGGAAUCACCAUCGACUCCACCACCGAUACCAGUGGCAACGCCGCCGGAAUCACCAUCGACUCCACCACCUGCACCAGUGGCAACGCCGUCGGAAUCACCAUCGACUCCACCCGCACCAAUGGCAACACCGCCGGAAUCACCAUCUACUCCACCACCGACACCAGUGGCAACGCCACCGAAAUCACCAUCAACUCCACCACCUACACCAGUGGCAACGCCACCGGAAUCACCAUCGACUCCACCAGCACCAGUGACAACGCCGCAGGAAUCACCAUCGAUUCCACCACCGGCACCAGUGGCAACGCCUCCGGAAUCGCCAUCCAUGUCUCCACCGUCAACACCACCGGUGACAACGCCACUGGCAUCACCGUAG
Molecule: messenger RNA, 918 nt
Organism: Phragmites australis (common reed)
Lineage: Eukaryota; Viridiplantae; Streptophyta; Magnoliopsida; Poales; Poaceae
Product: extensin-like
Exons: 2
Coding region: 37-918 (293 amino acids)
Source: RefSeq, a predicted model, not a curated record